Messenger RNA from Triticum dicoccoides, 984 nucleotides. Its product is annotated as transcription factor SOX-4-like. The transcript has a single exon. The coding region runs from base 79 to 717 and encodes 212 amino acids. NCBI's taxonomy places the organism in Eukaryota, Viridiplantae, Streptophyta, Magnoliopsida, Poales, Poaceae. The record is from RefSeq and is a predicted model, not a curated record.
CAGCUUGACACCAAAAUACUCACGGAGAGUGCACUGGUCCGUGGCCGGACCGCCUCAGUUCGCCAACGGUUUGCGCGAAUGGGCUGGCGGCCACAGCUGGACCUUUAUAAAUCACGGUCACGGACACGUCUACCUACCAACAACCCACACACGCGCCCGGCACAAGUCCCACAGCCACAGCCACACUGCGCCGCACUGCACUGGACACACGGCCGCGCACGCGCCGCCGCGGGGAGGCGAGGAGCGAGAGGGAGAGAGACGGGGGCAGCGGCCAUGGUGGAAGGCGGCAGCGGCGCGGGGGCUACGUCGACCUGCCGGCGCGGCGGCGGCGGAGGCGGCGUCGUCGGCCCCGCGGCACGGCGGUGCUGCGGCGGCGGGUGCGGGCUCGGGCGUCUCGUCCGGCGGCUGCGGCGGCAGGGGAGGCAGGCGCUGUGCGCGGCCAGGCCGGCGGCGGCGUCGUCGUCCUCGUCGGCAGCCGGGGCGCUCCGGGGGUGCCAGUACGACCCGCUGAGCUACGCGCGCAACUUCGACCAGAGCGGCUUCGGCGACCCCGACCCGGACGCGGACGCGGCCAGCCUCUACUACAGCUACACCUUCUCCUCCCGCUUCGUGCUCGCGCCAGGCAGCGCCGCCUCGUCGGCCGCCUCCGUCGCGGCCGUCGCCCCCGCGCCGAACGGCCUCGUCGUCGCCAGCCGGCCAACCGCCGCCAGCCAUUAGCCGUCCCGGCGCCAGUAGCUUCCCUUUGUCUCUCCUCGGGUUCCUUUUCCUCAACCCCUGGAAUGGAAAGGCAGCAGCUUGUUUUAAUUGGAUUAAAGAAGAGGUUUUCCGUAGGGGAAAGUUCGGUCGGGAGAACGACGAUGCUUGUACAUUAAUACUGUAGUACUGUAUGUAUGCGAGAAGAACUCCAUUGCUGGGUCGAUCGAGCUGUGCCAUGCCAUGCCAUGCCAUGCUCGACCGGAUUCUCAAGGACCGUGUUCAGAUUUC